ACUGGAGGCAUGCACCGGCGCCACGCCAACCUGGCGCUCAGUCAGAACAUCUCGGCCGUGCUGGAGAACCUGCUGAAGAACUACGACAACAUGCAGCGGCCGGCAAGCGGCGUCGGUCCCACCCGUGUCCGCACGAACAUGCUGAUCCGCAGCAUGGGUCCCAUCUCCGAACUGGACAUGGAGUACUCGAUGGACUGCUACUUCCGCCAAAUGUGGCGCGACGAACGUCUCAGCUUCAACAGCUCCAUCGACCAGCUGAGUCUGAACAUCAAAAUGCUGGAGGGCAUCUGGAAGCCGGACACUUACUUCCUGAACGGCCGCGGCAGCUACGUGCACAUGAUCACGCGGCCCAACAAGCUGAUCCGGCUCAGCAGCAACGGCAGCAUCCUCUACUCGAUGCGGCUGACGAUCAAGGCCAAGUGCCCUAUGCUUCUUCAGCACUUCCCGAUGGACAAGCAGACAUGCCCUCUCAUCAUUGGUAGCUAUGCGUACACGGACCGGGACCUUGUGUACGAGUGGGACCAAGAGAUCAACGUCGCCUGGCCCGCGGCAAUCUACCUCUCGCAGUUCGACCUAAUCUCGUUCCCGUUCCGGAACGCCACGGUCCAUCGCAAGAGCGGCCUUUACUCAAUUUUACAAGUGAACUUCAACCUGCAGCGGCACACGGGCUACUUCAUGAUCAACGUGUACCUGCCGUGCACCCUGAUCGUGGUGCUCUCCUGGGUGUCGUUCUGGAUCAACCGAGAGGCUACGGCCGACCGCGUCAGCCUCGGCAUCACGUCUGUGCUGACCUUGUCCACUAUAAGCAUCGAGUCUCGCACUUCACUGCCCAAGGUGUCCUACGCCACCGCCCUGGACUGGUUUCUGUUGGUCAGCUUCGGCUUCGUCAUCGCCACACUGCUAGAGUUUGCUAGCGUGCACUUCUUUACUAAGGUGACGUACGAGCAUGGGUGA
This is a messenger RNA of Pollicipes pollicipes, 954 nucleotides long. RefSeq names its product gamma-aminobutyric acid receptor alpha-like. The record is from RefSeq and is a predicted model, not a curated record. Lineage: Eukaryota; Metazoa; Arthropoda; Thecostraca; Pollicipedomorpha; Pollicipedidae. Gene Ontology annotation, molecular function: GABA-A receptor activity; extracellular ligand-gated monoatomic ion channel activity. Gene Ontology annotation, biological process: monoatomic ion transmembrane transport. Gene Ontology annotation, cellular component: membrane.